AUGGAAUCAGUAGCAAAAACAGCGGAGCGUGUGGGCGGGUGGGCUAGCACCAACUUAGUGGGCAAGUUCACUCAGAGCGUUCGUCGCAUCGUGCAGGAGGUCAAGGACGAGGGCACCUCAAGCGGGCAGACUAAAGAAGAGGUGAUAGAGACGAACGAGCGGCUGCGCGCGGUGCGGCUCCGGCUGGACGAGAACUACGACACGGCCAAGAAGGCGCUGGUCACCCUCAUGACGCGCUACAACGAGUCCAAGGCCGAGAGGAACGUCUUCACCAGAUAUGCGCUGCUCAAGGCCAUGAUCAAGGACGUCAUCCGCCUGGAGACGCAAUACUGGUCGCUGGUGGAGAUCCCCAAGCAGGAGAAGGCGGAGACGGUGCCGGCCUUCGUGCUGCGAGCCUGCGCCAUCAUGGAGAAGACGCACAAAUCUGGUGAGGGCGUCAAGACCUCGUCCAAGCUGGCUGAAGAGGCGGCGGACAGGAGGGAGCGGAUAGAACGAUUAAAUGAUAUGACCACGUCGCAGAUAGAAGCGGAAAACACGCAGAUGACGAAUGACCUGUACCGACUGCUGAAGAAGUAUACCGGCCUGAGGAACCUCAUCAGAGAACUGAAGUCCGAGUACGUGUCAUCGAAGAUUUACCCGAUGUUUCCGAGGUAUACGAUGCUGAAGGACAUGAUAAAGGACAUCAUGCACGACCCUGACUACAUGGAGGUAUGCCACGAGGUCGACCCCUAGCGAGGGGUGCGCAACUAGACGAGGGCCUCGUUCAGGCGUCGCUAGAACCACUCGGAGAAGAAAACGCAAAACAACAUCUAUUAGGAAAUGAACCACUUGGAUAAACAACAAAAUGAUAUGAUAAGCUUGGAACAGAUAAAGCAAAAGAACAACUUUUAGGAGAUAAACCGCUUGGAACAGGGAAAGAACAACUAUUUAGAUAUUCAUGUUUUGGUAUAGAGGAAGUAUGGCUGUUAGAAAAUGUUACUUGAAGAAUGGAAAAAAAAACAACUUUUGGGUAAUAAACUACUUGGAAAUGAACUACUUAGAAAUGGAAACCCAAAAGUAAGAGGAAAUGGAAGAAUUGUGGUGCAAAAGCAUGAUGAGACUAGGCCCAAGAGAAGGCAAAAAAGAAGGCUGAAAAUCAAGAAAUGGCCUUGGAAAUAAGCGAUGAGGUUAACAACAAAAGCGAUCUAUAGUUCGAUAUUAGCUGUAGCUAAAUUCAUAAUCCAGUCAUGUAUUUAGGAUUGUAAAAAUCCUGAUUUUUAUUUCUUUCUAACUACUGGGUAGACAAAAAACAGAAUGUUUAACUGUAAUUUUCUAUCCAACGAACCACUAGCUUUGUAGGUCCUAAAAUAUACAAAUGUAGAUGCACAUAUAUGUAUAGGUGUGAUAAAGAUACCUUUUCUUGCAGCACCUCUGCAGUUAUAGCCAAUUGUACUUGACGGGAUUAUGAAAUUUAAUUAAUAUUUCAGUGCUUAGGAAGGAGAUUUUUUGCUUCUAGCGAUUUUGCGUUUGUAGAGGAGCAGUGGUUAGUGUAGCGACGAUUGUGGCGAGUACAUCGUUUAUUUGCGCUAAAUUCAACGGAAUUUUAUUGGACUUUUCUAGUGUAAGUGUAGUUUUAAGUUGUAGGUACUCGUCCCAAAGAUUUUUUCUGUGAUUCAAGAUUGUUUCUGUGAUUUAAUUUUGUACCAAAACUUCACAUAUCCAAAGAGGAACAUUUAGCUGAUGGUCGUGCAAAAGAAUAUUGAUAUUUUCUGUCUCUCCUCUACGCAAGUUUUAAAUUAAUGCGAGGAGGAGAGAUGAAAAACUUGCCAAUAUUUUCUUUUGACGGCUUGCAUUUUACUUAUAGUACAGGAUAACAAAUAUUGUAAUUUAUAAUUCUUAGUCCUUUUAAUAUUCCACCCAUAUCACUAUUAACCUGUUAUACAUAUACAUUUUAUGUAUAGUUUAAAUAUCCUUACUCGUUAAAUACUAGGCAAUGUGUUUUAAAGGAAAACCUAGUAUAAGAUAAUACAUCUACCUGAUCCACGUUAUAAUCAAAGUAUAUUAUUAUAGUAGGAAUUAAUAACGCCAAAACGUUUUAAAAUUAGAAACAAUAUAGUCGAGGCUUAAUAUAAGACUUAAUUAAUAAGAACAUGAUUUUGUUGUGU
Aricia agestis (brown argus) is the source of this 2144-nucleotide messenger RNA. RefSeq lists its product as uncharacterized. The record is from RefSeq and is a predicted model, not a curated record. Bases 1 to 732 code for a protein of 243 amino acids. NCBI's taxonomy places the organism in Eukaryota, Metazoa, Arthropoda, Insecta, Lepidoptera, Lycaenidae. The transcript has 7 exons.